GAGGACACUAGGGGAGUAAUGAGUAGGUGACUGUCAGUUACAUCGGAGUUCCGUGUGAUCUACGAACGCUACAACGUACAAUUAUCAUGUCACGCUCCAUGCUGUUGCUAAUCCUACUGGGUAUAUUAUUGCUCAAUUGCCAAGAAAUACUUGGUAGAAGAGGACGAGGAAGGAGCAGGAGCAAGUCUCGUGUGCAAAUCGGAUUGCCUAUUACUGGAAAGUAUCGCGAUCCGGAAAGCGAUCAAUAUUACAACAAUAAUAACGGAGCCAAGAUACUUCUGGCGUCGCAUUUCGAUCUAGAAUACGUCCUGGGACACAAAAUAGCUUUCCUCUGCGUUGCUCGUGGCAAUCCACGUCCGCAUGUUACGUGGUUCAAGGAUGGCGCCGAGAUUUACACGCAUCACUAUCUACAUAUACACGAGUGGCAAGUCGGUCCUGACAAAGUGAAAUCGAAACUCGAGAUCGAUCCCGCUACUCAAAUGGACGCGGGGGUCUACGAGUGCACGGCGGAUAAUAUGUACAGCAUCGAUCGAAGGUCUUUCAAGACUGACUUCUCCAUCGCUUUCGAUUAGUGCAAGUGUAUGGGAGAUCGCAACAAACACGUACAAUUAGAUAAGAAAACAUAUAAAGCCCAGGUAACACGUAAAUUUUUUACGAUAAACCCUAAAAAAAAAAAAAACGAUUUAGAACGACAUUGUACGACUUGCACAAGGAGAUUAAAAUUGUCUUAAUCUGGAAUGCGAAAAAUUGUUCUCUCUUAUUGAAACGCAGCAUUGAAAUCGGCGUCUAUCUAGAAUAAUAAUAGUCGACGCUUCCUUUUCUUCAUGCAUACAUAUUGUAGUUCAAGCGAAAAAUAUAGAGGAUUGAUAUUUGUA
Atta colombica is the source of this 875-nucleotide messenger RNA. Its product is annotated as immunoglobulin domain-containing protein oig-4-like. Gene Ontology annotation, cellular component: cell-cell junction. NCBI's taxonomy places the organism in Eukaryota, Metazoa, Arthropoda, Insecta, Hymenoptera, Formicidae. Bases 87 to 572 code for a protein of 161 amino acids. The transcript is spliced from 4 exons. The record is from RefSeq and is a predicted model, not a curated record. Gene Ontology annotation, molecular function: cell adhesion molecule binding. Gene Ontology annotation, biological process: cell-cell adhesion.